AGGCGGACUACAUGGUGCGCGUACUCUAGUCUGGUUGAGUUCACACAUACACAGUUCAUACUUAACUGAGAAAAGGAGCACAGCAUUUGUGUGUCACGAAGUGUUACAAAUUAAACAUUUCUUACGGAUAUUGUUUUACCAAGUGGAGAUUUUAUUUUUUAUUCUUUUCUUCAAGUGUUUUAGUUUGAACAGCGAAUUAUACUUUUAUGUUGUACGUACUUAACGGAGAAUUAGACGCAAAUAGUUGUCGUGAAACCCUACGUCAUCGGCGUCUUCCUAAUUAUAACACUAGCCCGCACUCAGUAACUGUAUCUCGUGGGUCAGAGACGCGCGCUAUGCGGACACAGCGUCGCGCCCGGACUGGCCUCUGACAACUUCCCUGCGUCCACCGAAGAAACAGAAAAACGCACGAAAGUUCGGCUUUAUAGCCCGCUAAGGUUCCUGAGCGAUGCCUGUCCCUCCUCCUCCACCUCCCCCAGCUCCACCACCCCCACCGCCACCUCCUGCAGCUCCUGCACCUCCUGCACAAUCACGGACAGACCCUCCUAAAAUCCAGCGUUCUGAGGGUGGAGGUCGCAGUGCACUCCUGUCUGACAUUCAGAAAGGGACGAGGCUAAAAAAGGUCUCACAGGUCAAUGACCGAAGUGCACCAAUCCUUGACAAACCUAAAGUGAAUAGUGUGGAUGACAGUGGAAGAAAUGCGACUGCUGGAAACAAUACAAACACAGCAGGAUCUGCUCCAUCUGCAGUGGGUCCGAGUCUGGGUGGACUUUUUUCUGGGGGAUUUCCUGUACUGAAACCAGUCGGACAAAGAGACAAACAGCCACAUCACAACCCGGUGUCUCGUUCCGGCUCUACCGCCAGCCUGAAGCAGCCUCUCUGGAACCCUCCAUCACAGGGAGAUGGGUUUAGAGGCAGCGCCCCUGAUCUUUCCCCCUCCCACAGACCUUUGGAAAGAGCCUCCUCACUGUCUAAAACUCGGCCUAUUUCCUCGUACACAGCCCCGCCCUCUCCAAGCCAAACUACACAUCCUUCUUUCAAACUGUACUCUACUCCUCCUUCAUCUGCACCUCCACCUCCUCCUCCUCCUCCUCAGGAGCGGCCCAGUAAUAGACCACCUCCUCUCCCCACCAGCCCGCCCCCACCCCCUCCUCCUCAAUCAGCCAAACCCACUUGGCUACCCGUCCAGUCAUACUCUAUUCCAAUGCCUACGACUCCGCCUCCUCCACUGCCACCCUCGGUUCCGCCAUCCUUGCUUCCUGACAGGUCAUCUGGAGUUUUCUACCCUCCACCUCCUCCACCGCCUCCAUCAGUCCCUCCAUCCUCGCUCCCUGACAGGUCAUCUGGAGUCUUCUACCCUCCACCUCCUCCACCACCACCUUCGUCCUCGGUCUCUAACAGGUCAUCCGGAGUUUUCUUCCCUCCGUCGCCUUCUCUGGGGCCGUUAGAAUUGAAGGACAGUCCUUUAGGGCCUCCUCCACCACCUCCUCCUCCUCUUCCUGCUUCGUUUGCAUGCAGUCACCCCACCUCAGCACCUCCUCCGCUACCUCAGAAAGUGCCUCCAGUGCCUUCACCCACAUACAGGCCCAGUGUACCACCUUUGCCACCGUCUUAUCCUUGUACCGCCCCCAGUAGGAGACCCCCUGCAGUGCCACGUUUUGCAGGUGCUCCACGGAUGGCUCCACCCCCUGCUCCCCCUGCUCGAUCUCCGAACACUGAACUCUCCAGUAGGAUCCCACCACCUCCUCCUCUCCCACUGUCAGCUCCACCCAGCUCAGUACGCAACGGACACCUGCACAGCUUAGAUGACUUUGAAUCGAAGUUUCACUUUCAUCCUAUUGAGGACUUCCCUCCUCCUGAAGAGUUCAGGCCCUUCCCACGUACCUACCCUAGCAAGGAGAACAGAGUCAACCCACAGCCUCCUGCCAUGAGGACUCAUGUAAGAUAAAAUGGGACAAUAUGAAGUUUGGUGCUAACGUUUUGCAGGACUGAUUUUAAGCAUCAUCCUCAUCAUCAGUGAAGAGCAGCAGCCAAAUCUGUAGGUCAAAUCAACUCACUCAAGCACCACUUUAGCAAUCUCAACUGCAUUAUCUGUGAAAACAUUCUAGUUUGAUGUAAAACUACUAUGAAGGGUUUUUUUGCCAGACACAUUUCAAGAAUGAGUUUCCCCAUUACAGCUGCAGCCAUGUUAAAACCCCUAAUUCUUAUUGAAAAAAGUGUUUACUUAUCUAAUUCAUUUUCUCAAGCGUUUUAACAUUUAAUAUGUUUCUGGAACAAAUAUAUUAUGCCUAAUAAUUUUGCUUGUCAUACCUGACAAGGUUUUAUUGAUUAUCCUAUCAGCUUUCAACAUACCCUGAAUAGACUAAAAGGGCAAA
Labeo rohita (rohu) is the source of this 2375-nucleotide messenger RNA. RefSeq names its product WAS/WASL interacting protein family member 3 (gene wipf3). The coding region runs from base 449 to 1948 and encodes 499 amino acids. Gene Ontology annotation, molecular function: actin binding. The record is from RefSeq and is a predicted model, not a curated record. The transcript is spliced from 8 exons. NCBI's taxonomy places the organism in Eukaryota, Metazoa, Chordata, Actinopteri, Cypriniformes, Cyprinidae.